Populus nigra (black poplar) is the source of this 2677-nucleotide messenger RNA. RefSeq lists its product as uncharacterized. Lineage: Eukaryota; Viridiplantae; Streptophyta; Magnoliopsida; Malpighiales; Salicaceae. Gene Ontology annotation, biological process: lipid catabolic process. The record is from RefSeq and is a predicted model, not a curated record. Bases 272 to 2284 code for a protein of 670 amino acids. The transcript has 8 exons.
ACAAAAUAUUUUCCUUAAAAAACAGAAGAAAAAAACAGAGGAGAGCGAGAGAGAGGUUUUGCUUGUUGGGUGUUAGGUCCCUCGCAGGUUGUCCAAAGGUAACAGAAAGAGAAAGGGAGGAAGACAGGGCAAAUCAGUUUCCUUUCCUUGUUAUUAACUUUAGAUUUGAUUUUUAUUUUGAUUCCUUAGCCAGAAAGUCUUAUAAUUAGCACUCCAACCUCAGCUUUCACGCACACACAAAAAAAAAAAAAUUUCAAUCAGGUAUAAAUUCAUGGCAACUGCAACUAUGGCUACGGCAGCCGGUGCAGCUGCUCUUUUGUACUAUACUUUGAACCGUAAAUUAAGGUCUAGCACAUCUCAUGAUGAUGACGAUGGUGAUAAUGAGAAUGACAGCGGUGACUCACCUAGUCGCGUUCAUAUAGGUAUUGAACGCGUAUCACAUAGGUUAAUUCAAGCUCCUGCAACGUGGUUGGAAACGAUCUCAACUUUGUCGGAGACUCUCAGGUUUACUUACUCUGAAACUCUAGGGAAGUGGCCUAUUGGGGACUUGGCAUUUGGGAUCAACUUUCUAUUGAAGAGGCAGGGCACCUUACAUGUUGGCAGUGUAUUUGGCGGUGAAGAUAGUGUACAGCUUAAAGGAUUAGAAGUAGCAGCUGAACUUAGAUACCUCUUAAACUUGUUGACCUUGUGUUGGCAUUUCUCAAAAAAACCUUUUCCUUUGUUUUUAGAGGAGACAGGGUUUACUGAAGAAAGUGUUCUUCUUCAAGAACCCAAAGCAGGAAUAUUGAAGCCAGCUUUUACAAUUUUAGUUGAUCACAAGACAAAAUAUUUUUUCUUACUGAUACGUGGAACACAUAGCAUUAAAGAUACUUUGACAGCUGCAACUGGAGCUGUUGUGCCUUUUCAUCACUCUGUUGUGCAUGAGGGAGGAGUCAGCAAUUUAGUUUUAGGCUAUGCACAUUGUGGGAUGGUUGCAGCUGCCUGGUGGAUUUCAAAGCUUGCAACACCUUGUCUCAAACAGGCGCUUGGGCAAUUCCCUGAUUAUAAACUCAAGAUUGUAGGGCACUCUCUUGGUGGAGGCACUGCUGCCCUUUUAACAUAUGUAUUACGAGAACAGAAGGAAUUAUCGUCAACUACGUGUGUCACAUUUGCUCCAGCUGCUUGUAUGACAUGGGAAUUGGCUGAAUCAGGCAAUGAUUUCAUUACUUCUGUUAUAAAUGGAGCUGACUUAGUGCCUACAUUCUCAGCUGCUUCAGUUGAUGAUUUACGUGCAGAGGUGACAGCAUCUGCAUGGUUGAAUGAUUUGAGGAAUCAGAUUGAGCAUACAAGAAUUCUGAGUACUGUUUAUCGUUCGGCAUCGGCGUUGGGCUCCCGUCUUCCAUCCAUCGCCAGCGCUAGAGCAAAGGUUGCUGGGGCUGGGGCAAUGUUGCGCCCUGUCUCCAAUGGUACACAGGUUGUGAUGAAGAGAGCACAGAGCAUGGCCCAGGCGGCAUGGACCACACGCCCUUCCCUUCAGUUGUCUUCAUGGUCGUGCAUUGGACCCCGCCACCGAGCCACAGCUGCAAGUUCAAAUUCAGGAGAGGGAGGUUCCCCAGGAUCUGGCUUAAAAGCUGAAACUUCAGAGCCUCUUCUUACAUCUCCUGACAGUAACACAACCACAGCUUCCACUGGAACUAUUGAACUCCCUGCUUCUUCUGGAGGAGCAGAAUGGACUUCAGAAAUUGAAUAUUCUUGUACUGAUGAAAUGGCUUCACAUGCUCAUAUGGGUACUGAUCUUGAUCAUGGAGAGGACCUCAUGAGUGAUUCACAUGAAGACCGAAUGAAUGAAGUGGAGUUGUGGCAACAGCUUGAGCAUGAGCUGUAUGAUAGAUCAGAUAGUGAGGAUGCUGAUGUGGCAAAGGAAAUAAGGGAAGAAGAAGCAGCAGCCAUUGCAGAGGUAGGCGAGGAGCAGCCUGGAAGCACUGCUCCAGGAAUGAAGGAAGUGCGCAGAUUCUUCCCUCCAGGAAAGAUUAUGCAUAUUGUUACCCUGCAUCUUGAUAGUGCAGAGAGUGAAGGUGAUACCCCCACCUCGAGUGGUUCUGACAACAGCCAGCCACCGGUGGAGACUAAAGUUGGGAUCUUCCGUACUCCCAGAACGCUUUAUGGGAAGCUGAGGCUUUCUCAAACCAUGGUCAGCGAUCACUUUAUGCCUGUUUAUAGGAGGCAGAUUGAAAAGCUAAUUAAAGAACUUGAAGAGGAAGAGGCUGCUGGUAAUCACAAGGACAACGCAGAGGUUGUGUUAUAGGGAAAGUGUUACUGGCAUGGUACUGAAUCAACACCAUACAGAAACAGAUUUACACAGUUUCUUUCAUACUUGAAAAGAGAGGAUUCAGCGUAUUCGGAUUUCACUUCAUUAAUUAGACGCAUGUGGCAGUAGAUGUCCUUAACUGCAAUGAAAAUGCGUUUUGGUUGAAGCCACUUGGGUAAAGAUCCAUGCCAGGUUGCACACGAGAGAAAGCAAUUAAUUGUUUUCAUUUAUAGUUUUGCAUGCUCAACCAUGGUUUAUAGAACCAUUCCUGGCACAUCCAAGGUCAGCCAUUGACUGUACUAAUCCUUAGUUUCUCUUGAAAGUGAUUUUGUCGACCCUGACCAUUUGUGUAUUUAGUGUUUCAGCUCGAAGGUUCUAUUUGGUGCUACA